This is a messenger RNA of Culex pipiens pallens (northern house mosquito), 848 nucleotides long. RefSeq lists its product as uncharacterized. The transcript has 4 exons. The record is from RefSeq and is a predicted model, not a curated record. Bases 1 to 738 code for a protein of 245 amino acids. NCBI's taxonomy places the organism in Eukaryota, Metazoa, Arthropoda, Insecta, Diptera, Culicidae.
AUGUGCAACAGCGUCGGUGCUCCGUGGUGGCCGACGGGACCGAGAGCGCAAAUCUUCCGGGAAGUUCCGGGUGCUGGAAAUUUCGACCGGUGGGAGAAUUUCGGCUGGAUUUUGCUGUGUUGCGGCAGGGCGUUUUUGACCAGGGCCGGCAAUUGCUGCUCGACGUGGUGGUUUGGUUGUGAUCUUGCGGAGCUACGGAGGACCGGUUCGGGAAAUUUCGAGCCUCGUGUGGAUUUUGAGGUUAGGUGUCCAUUCCACUUGUGGAGUACUAGCAAAAGCUGGCAAAGGCCGGGCACGUGGUCGAUACUCGUUCAACACGGUUCCCAGUGGAGAGAGGACAAGAAAACGCGAUGGCGCCUAGUAGCACGAAUCGUCGUGUUGUGGAUUCGAAGAAGAUCGGUGUCGACUGGAAGCGCGGUGUGGCUAGCGCAUUGCGAUCAGCUUAAACCACAUUACCAGCAACAAGGCGAGCGGCCGAACCUGAUGACGCCGUUCGAAAAGUCUACGCCGGGCGCGGCAAUGGUCGAUGUGGACGUAGAAAUGCUGAAUUUGGACGAGAACAUGUUGGGAACCGGAUACGGUGGGAGCGGUUUAUUCCGGGGUUUCCCGGAGCCUGUCUCGACCGGAUCAAAGAGAAGAAAACGUGACGCUGGAACGGCGGAAUUGCCUGACAGCUAUCCUAGAAGAUCGAAGCGGCUUCGUAAGCCGGCGAAGAAUUCAGAAUUUGUUUAUUCUUAAUUAAUAGUGAACAUUCAAAAUUUUUUGUUCUUUCUAAUUAUUUCAUUAACUUUUGAUCUUGUUGGUACAUCUUGAUUUGAAAAAUCUAAUGAACUGUACAUUUCGCUGAA